Messenger RNA from Pectinophora gossypiella (pink bollworm), 1035 nucleotides. RefSeq lists its product as uncharacterized. The record is from RefSeq and is a predicted model, not a curated record. Bases 136 to 960 code for a protein of 274 amino acids. The transcript has a single exon. Lineage: Eukaryota; Metazoa; Arthropoda; Insecta; Lepidoptera; Gelechiidae.
CCGAUGCGAAGUGCGCAGCGGAGCGCGUGGUUGAUUUUUAUUAUUUUUGGUUUAUUUAAUUUAAUAAGCGAUAAAUAGUCAAUAAAUAUAUAAAGAAACUAAAUAAUUGAAGAUAAUAUCUUCAAAACAGCAGAUAUGGUCAUUCAGGACGACAACGAAACGCCCCUGGAAGUGUCCACUAUGAAAAGUUCGCGUUUGGAGGCCACAAAAUAUAUUAUCGUCAAAAACCAUAUUCGCGAGCUGCCAAUAAACGAUCACAAAGAUGCAAUGCAUAGUUCUACCGAAGAAGAUGCCCUAAAAACUGAGAAAAAGGCAAAGAAAUCUGCAAAGAAGGCUAAAACUAUUCAAAAAGGAAUUGAAGUAAAUAGUGAUGAAAAAGAUACAAUAAUAAGUGAAUCGGAUCUAGAAGAGCUGAGGACGGUUUAUAAACAGUGUAAAAGUGUAUUGAACAGGAUAGAAACAAAAUACGGGCAUUUGUUGAACUUGGAUGGUGGUGCAAGUUCUAGCCGUAAACAUAACCUCAAACAGGAACAUUACGAAGAAGAAUGUCAUUGUACAGCGAAUAAAAAGAUAAUAUUCGGUGAAGACGGCGAACAGCUACUUAAAGAGCCUAUUUUCGACAUUCAUAUAUGUCCAAAAAAGUUGAAACAAAGACAUAGUGAUCAUCAACCUCCAGCGCACAACCAAAAUCUAGCAAUAGAGUAUGAAGAGCAAAAUACGACAUUACCGGAUGACAUGAAGGCCCUUUCGAACAUCCUGCAGGACUCAGACAUAUCAAUAAGUUAUAGAAACAAGGUCAUACAUAAACUGAAGUCAUUAAAAUUUGACCAUUUCAAUGAAAUAAGAUUCAACCGUCCCGCUUUGGUAGAACAGCUCAAGUCAAACCCUCAAACUACUGAAAUAUUUGAGUUCAAAGGUGCAAACUUAUCUAGCUUACCUGGAUAUCCAGACUGGAAAUAGUAUUUAAGUUUAUUGUUUUUAAAGUAAGCAAUCUAAUAUUAAAUUGAAAUAAAUAAAAAAUGUUAGAUAUAUAAA